Molecule: messenger RNA, 2395 nt
Organism: Ruditapes philippinarum (Manila clam)
Lineage: Eukaryota; Metazoa; Mollusca; Bivalvia; Venerida; Veneridae
Product: heat shock 70 kDa protein 12B-like
Exons: 8
Coding region: 512-1969 (485 amino acids)
Source: RefSeq, a predicted model, not a curated record
GUCUAUUUGUGAACUUAUUUCUUUUCUUUUUUCUUUUCUCAAAUAAUGCUGCAAUCUUCAUUUAAAUUUAGCAUAGAUUUAUUGUGUUUAAAUAAAGACCUAUCGCAUUAAUUUAAAGUUAUAAACCCGAAAGUAGAUGGAUUAGUGUUUACUUAUAAAUUGAUUAAAUUUCAAGGAAUCAUUACUUCCUGGUUUAUAAAUAUGCGUAUCCAGGUGAAAACAUAAACAAAAUGUGUUUUUAUGGUUUAGAUAUAGGUGUAAAACUAAAAUGGUGCAGUGAUUUAACAUUAAUAUAUAGUAUGUACAAGUUGUUUAAUGUAACUGUGUUGAUUCAGUCAAUAUGUUUAUAAAAAUAUCGUUUUAAGGGUGAACGGUAUUUGGCAGAUGGUUAAUAUGAAAUAAAUUAGCAGAGAACUGGCACACAUGUCAACCAUGUAACUGAGCACCAAGAAUCUGAAGUAUACAGUAAAUUACUUUAUUCUUUCAUAUCAACAAGAAGCAACGAUUGAAAAUGGAGAAAGGGAAACAAUUUGAACAACAUACGAAACAGGGUGCACCGUCAUGCCUAACGAAGGCAUUAAUAGCAGUAGCAAUAGAGUUCAAUAUGGAGACAUCACGACUGGCAUUCUGCACUAGAGACAGUUACAAUAAAGGUCGGCUAAGGAUAAAUGGCAAGACAUGGUCAACAGUUGAUAAUUGCCAAACAAUCUCAGCGCCUAUUACUGUUAUCAUUAAACCGGAUGGCAAAACCUUACAUGGUUAUGGAUACGAAGCGGAAGUUCUAUAUGAUGAACUUAAACUAGAAAACAAACACAAACAGUAUUAUUUCUUCAAAGACAUUUCGUUAAAGUUGAUGAAAUUAUUUAAAGAGACCAAUGACGUUCAUCUGAUAGAUGAAAAUAGAAAAACACUCCCAGCCUUAACAGUAUUCACACUUGUUAUAAAAUUCUUCAAAACUGCAAUUCACAGACUUUGUCAGUUAUGUGAUGAACAGGACAAAUACUACGUUAUUAUCGUACCAGAAAUAUUUCAAGAAAUUGGGGCAAUUGAUUUCAUGAGGAACGCCGCUCUUGAGGCUGGAAUAAAUGUGAAACAGCUAGCUGUGGUAACUGAGAUAGACGCGGUAUCUUUAUUUCACCAGAAAGAAACACAUAACAAGAAAUCUAGCACUGGAAAGAAAUUUAUGAUUGUCAAUGCCGGAAGUUAUUAUACAACCUUUGUUGUACAUGAGUCGACAGAUUUUGGAAUAGUAAAAGAAAGUACAGCUGUUGAAAUAAAAAAAGGGGGAGGAAAAAUGUUAAAGAAAGCAUUCAAGAAGUUUUGUAUUGAGUUAUUUGGAAAGGACGGAUAUAAAACAUUUAAGUCGCAAUCAAAACAAGAAUGGUCGGAGUUUGAAUCUGAUUUCCUGAAGAAAACAUUUUUCUUCGAUCCAUUUACAUCAACUUUUGUCAGGAUGAGUCUCCCAUCAAUUCUUCAUCAAAAAUGUAAAGAUAUGCUCUCUAACAAGUUUUCUUCAAGAAAUAAACCAAAAACAUUUGAGGGCAUUUCGGUUUCAUCAAAUAAAGUAUGUUUUCCCGCUGAAUUGAUGCAGACUACUAUCGAUCCAUCCGUACAACGCGUCAUAUUCUAUAUAAACAGAACCAUGUCGAAUUUAGCUGAUGUUGAUACAGUCAUUGUGUUUGGAGAGUUCGCAAAACUACCAAUGUUGAAAAAUGGUGUCAAAAAGACAUUUUUCAGCAAGAAUGUUGUAUUUUAUGGAGAGGACACCGAAGCGGCUUUGAAAGGAGCAGUUAUAAUUGGUCUUGGGUUUGGUCAGAUUGAAAAGAUUGACAGGGUUCAUGAUUCAGCUGUUGUAGCUGCAAUUGAUUUUGGUACCACUUUCUCUGGUUGGGCUUAUUCUCUUCGUGCAAACUUCGACGCAGAUCGGACAAAGGCAUUUACGAAACUUUGGAAGUCAGGCUCUAUCUAAACAGAAAAGGCCCCCACUUGUAUCCUGAUAGAACCAGAUGGAAAGACAGUCGAAUCAUUUGGAUAUGAAGCUGAAGAUAGAUAUCAAGAUUUAGCUGCCAAUGAAGAGCAUAAGGAUUUCUUUUAUUUUGAGCGUUUUAAGAUGUCGUUGAACAUAAAGCUUGGAGAGGUGUUAAAAUGUUUACUUUUUAAGUUUGCUUUUAAUUGUAAAAAAAUGGAAGAAGUGAUGUCUACACAUCAAUAAAAUAUUCCUCUCCGUUCUUUCCUCAGAAAUAAUCAAGUUAUACCACGUAAAAUAUGUUUAUUAACUCUCUAUGAAAAUUAUAUAAAAAAUAUCUUGUUUGUUAUAUGUACAUUGCAACUAUUUACAGUCAUUUCGAUGAUAUAUAAGAAAAUGUACUUGAAUAAACACUUUCUCUCAAUCUCU